AAAUCUUGUCAAGCAGUAGAAUUCUCAAACUUAUUACAAACACUAUUUCUCUCUCUCACUCUCCUUUAAGUAUAAUAGUUUCCUAGAGAGUUUAUAUAAAUAAACUCGAUAAAACGUUACGGUACGUUAACAACGUUUUGUGAUUUGAUUAUAUUAAGUAAUGGCCGUUUCUUAUUGCGAAAAGAACGACAAUGUUGAGACGGGUCAACCCGUUGUUUCAGCUAUUGGGUUUGAGGGGUUUGAGAAGCGGCUCGAGAUUACAUUCUCGGGCCUACAUGUUUUUAAUGGUCCGUCUGGUAGCAGAUUAGGACUGCGGUCGUUAACUCGGGCUCAACUCGACUCGUUUCUUGAUGCGGCUGCUUGUACUAUUGUGGCUGAGUUGUCCAGCUCGGAAUUUGACUCAUACGUGUUGUCUGAGUCAAGUUUGUUUGUGUACCCACAUAAGAUCAUUCUAAAGACAUGUGGGACCACCAAGUUGCUCUUUGCUAUUGAUCCGGUUCUCAAACUCGCUGACUCAGUUGGACUCACUGUGUCAAGCGUGCUCUACUCAAGGGGGACGUUUAUUUUCCCAAAUGCCCAAGUUGCCCCCCAUAGAAGCUUCUCCGAGGAAGUUAGUUACUUGAAUAGGUAUUUUGGUAAUUUGGCAUCUGGGCCCCAUGCUUACGUUUUGGGCGAUCCGACGGUGUUAAACCGUCAUUGGCACGUCUACUCCGCGUCGUCCACCACUGACGUGGAGGAUCAGACGGCUAAUGUUACUUUGGAGAUGUGCAUGACGGGGCUAAACCGCGAAAAGGCCGGUGUAUUUUGCAAAAAGGAGGGGCAUUUGGCUAAGGAAAUGACCAAAAUGUCCAAGAUUAAUGAAAUCAUCUCAAGUCACGUGAUUUGCGACGUUGAUUUUGAUCCUUGUGGGUACUCUAUGAAUGGUGUAGAUGGCGGCUCUUACUCGACCGUGCACGUGACCCCCGAAGAUGGGUUCAGCUACGGUAGUUACGAAGUCAUGGGGUGUGACUCGAGUUCGGUCCGGUUCGAGCCAUUGGUCCAGAGAGUGCUAAGGGGUUUUGAACCGAAAGAGUUUUCUAUCGCUGUCACGAGUUUUGGAGAUGGUGUGGCACGUGAUUGGGUAAGCGAGAAGAGCGCUGACGUGGAAGGUUACACGUGCCAGAGUGUAGUGAAACAAGAGUUGCCAGCUGGCGGUUUCGUCUUAUAUAAGACGUACGAGGCCGUUGUACCAACGCGUGAGGCAUGCGUGCCUAAAUCAAUCAUAACUUUGCCUUGUUGGAAAACGGAAGUUGUAGAAGUGGCGGGCGACGGUGACGAGAUGGCGGCUUACGGCCGUGUUAUGGGUGGUGGGUUCUUAGGAUGGGAAAAUGCAAUAAUGAGAACAGCUUCAUGUGCAAACGUCAUAGAUAGUCGUCAAAUAAGUCUAGUUGAGUUUUUUUAUUCAUUUUUCUUUUUUUUGGGAUUUAGAAUUACAAGAGCUCACUAGCUAGAAUAUAAAAGAUCGUGUGCGUAAUAGUCCGCUCGCAUGCAAAAGAAUGAUUGUACAAUAGCAACUCACUCUUCACUCUUGGGUUGUGCUUUUGUGUCACCUCUUUUAAUUAGGUUUUGUUUUGUCAUAUUCAAUGACAUUUAGUAAUUAAGAGAUAUUCUUUUAAUUUCGUAUUAAUUAA
Messenger RNA from Spinacia oleracea (spinach), 1670 nucleotides. RefSeq names its product S-adenosylmethionine decarboxylase proenzyme-like. The transcript has a single exon. Lineage: Eukaryota; Viridiplantae; Streptophyta; Magnoliopsida; Caryophyllales; Amaranthaceae. Gene Ontology annotation, biological process: spermine biosynthetic process; spermidine biosynthetic process. The coding region runs from base 161 to 1486 and encodes 441 amino acids. The record is from RefSeq and is a predicted model, not a curated record. Gene Ontology annotation, cellular component: cytosol. Gene Ontology annotation, molecular function: adenosylmethionine decarboxylase activity.